This is a messenger RNA of Paramuricea clavata, 2262 nucleotides long. Lineage: Eukaryota; Metazoa; Cnidaria; Anthozoa; Malacalcyonacea; Plexauridae. The record is from the annotation of a GenBank genome assembly.
AUGUCCGGCAAAUUUUUUUUCUGUGUCUUGUUUCUUUGGCUUGUUUUGAAUGCUGUUUUUGCAGUUCCAAAUAAAAAGAACCUUUAUUGUGCCGUGUGUGGCAAAUGCUGCAAACAAAAUUUAAAUACUACAAGAAAUAGCCUUCCACAAGGCGCUCUUCUGGAGAGUUGCUUCGGUGUUUCGUGCGAAGAGACAGGGAUAUUAUGUUCUACUUGUCGAAGAGCUUUGUAUAUAUACAGAACCACAGGAAAAACGUCCUUUCAGGUAAUUUUUUUACAACUUUUAAUAAGCCAAGUGGCAUGUAAAAUUUUACAAUUUUUAAUAAGCCAAGUGGCAAGUAAAACUCAAAUUAUACUAAAAAGCACAGUGCCCAAUUUGUUUUGGUUUUAUUAAUAUGCUAGUUGGAUAAAUCAAAUAAAAAAGAUAAAGCAGGAAGACCAAAGAAAAAACAUCGAACUGUCCCAGCUAGAAUUUCGUCGGACAACAAUAAUGAGGGAUGGGUGGCAGAAGACACAUGCUUUGGAGUGUUACAGAGAGGGGCCAAUGGAGAAGUGCUUAUGCCAGCAGAAAUGUAUGAUGAUAUUCAGAUGCAGUUCAACUCCAUGUCCGGAAGUAUGUACAUACUGUACUGUACAUUACAUUACAUGCACAAAAUGUAAACGUACUGUAACAAUACUCCAUGAGUAGGGAGGGGGUACUUGCCCUAGCUGGACUACAUGCAUGUUAUAGCAACUCAUGUUGUGAGCUCCUUGAGUGAAGGCUUUACAAAUUGUGGUCAAACCCCCUCCCCCCACCAAUGAUAUUAUGAUGUUGUUGUAGAGGCCCCAGUGAAACACUUGCCCUGGUCUACCAAAAUCUUGCCAUUAUCCUGGUUAACCCAUUAAGAGCCAGCGCUCUCCCCUUGACGAGUAAAAUCAUCUGGGGUUAGACAGAGUAACAUAAUAAAGUAGGGCGCAUCUGGGCGCAAUGCGACUCAAUGGCUUAACUAGACACAUAGGCAGAUAGGCUAGUUAACCCACUAAGCACCAGAGCUCUCCCCUUCAUGAGCAAAAUCGUCUGGCAUUAGACAGAGUAAAUAAUAAAGUAGGGUGCAUCAGGGCACAAUGCAACUCAAUAGGUUAAGUAAACAUAACAUUACAAAUAAACAAGAAAUGACAUAGUCAAUUAAUGCUUUUCUUGCAGGAUGUGAUCUCAAAUUGGAGCUAGAGAAAUUAAAACAGAGAAUAUAUGAGAAUUUUGUUCUUGGAAACCAACCAGCAAUAUAUCAACCAAAUGAAUUCAUUGAAUUUUGUCGCCAGGCGGGUGCUCCAAAUAUAUUUGAACACAUCUUGCAAGCAGUUUCAGACGAUCGUCAUUCCCACAGGCGUCAGGAUCUCAACCGAGUACGAACAGUGUCGAUAAUUUACACUAUGUGUUACUGUCGCAGCCAGAUGUGUAAUGUUAUGCAAGUAGAUAAUGCACUCUAUCUGAACUCCAACAGGAUGACUCAAGAAGGCAUAGAUACACAAUAUCGGAUGGGACAUACAUGCAGCCGUAAAACAUCUAAUAUAAUCCGCAGCCAACUGUCACAAAAUCACGAGGAAAGUCUGAAAAGUUUUUUCAACCAAGCAAUCCAAAAUGAAUGGGUUUUGGUACUUAUAAUCGAUGACUUCACUAAAAUUCACACCUAUCGAAGACCAGCCAUUCUGAGAACUUGCAAUCCCAUGAGCAUGUGUACAAUUGUAGUAAAGGCAUUCAAGCAAUUGAGAGCAAUAAAGGUACCAUCAAAUAUUUCCAGAAUCCAUUGCCCAGAUGGUGUUGACAUAAGGGCUUGUGUAGAUGCUAUAACCUCCCCUGAACAGUUAGCACUGUUAAGCAAUAGCUAUGCCUCAACUAUGCCAAAUUGGUUGACCACGCGGUUUUUUACACCGGAUCUUGAAAGACACAUUCUCGAAGAACAUGGCUAUGGUGACGAGUCUGGAGUUCGAAUGAUGAGAACAAUGGAUGAUUUGCAUCUAAUUGACUUUGUCGAGUUACAGUUGAUCAAAGGAUGGUUUUCCCCAAGCAUAUGAUACAGUUGUGGCAUCAGGUUUAGCAGAUUAUUUGAAGAAGUUUGUUGUAAUUCAGCCUGGUGACUGGCCAUGCCAAUUUUAUUGCAGACAACUGAUAUAUGAAUCUCUCACCCAGUAUCAGCAAUCAAGUGCAGCAUCUCAACAGGAGCAUCAGUCGUCCUCUAAUACUGUGGAAAAUUGCAACUCCAGAAGUGAUCAAAUCCCUGCCAUA